Molecule: messenger RNA, 3046 nt
Organism: Poeciliopsis prolifica (blackstripe livebearer)
Lineage: Eukaryota; Metazoa; Chordata; Actinopteri; Cyprinodontiformes; Poeciliidae
Product: toll-like receptor 2
Exons: 11
Coding region: 1-2436 (811 amino acids)
Biological process (GO): inflammatory response; toll-like receptor signaling pathway; immune response
Cellular component (GO): membrane
Molecular function (GO): transmembrane signaling receptor activity; triacyl lipopeptide binding; protein binding
Source: RefSeq, a predicted model, not a curated record
AUGAGACGCCGGACUCCGGGCUCCCUGGUCCUGCUCCUCCUGUGGGUGCCUCUGAUCCGGGGUCAGAAGGUCAACGGCGGCGACGGGAGGCCGACCUGCAGGCGCUGCGACCUCCAUCUCUGCUGCAACUGCUCCUACAGCGGAUUCACCAGCGUUCCCAUGAUACCAGACCAGGCGCUGAGCCUGGACCUGUCCUUCAACAACAUCACCAUGGUGACCCAAACGGACCUGACGGGACACUCCCGGCUGAGGGCUCUGGAUCUCCAUGGUAACCGGUUAGCUGAGAUCCAUCCGUCAGCGUUCGACUCUCUGUGGAGUCUGGAGGAACUGGACCUGUCUGACAACCAGCUGACGUUUCUCAACCCCAACUGGCUCAAAAAUGUGACGAUUCUGGAGCGUCUGAACCUGCUCAACAAUCCGUACAGCCGUCUUGGUUCCCCUUCGAUGUUCUUUGGACUCGUCAGACUGAGGCGGCUGAAGUUUGGAGGUCCAGACCUGAAGGAACUACGGAGAACAGAUUUGUUUGGAGUCACAGAGCUGGAGGACCUCACUGUCCACGCGAACAACCUGGCCAGUUAUGACUCUGGCACUUUAGGAGACAUUUGGCCUCUGGGUCGUGUUACCUUAAGCCUCCAUGGUCCGUUUCUCACCAACGUGACCUUGGCUGCAGCUGUGCUUGCAGAUGUGUCGUACCCUGAGACUCCGAUCGUUCUGCAGGACAUCGAUGUGACUGGGAUUCAGUCUGUCCAGUCCUUCAGAGAGUCAGCCAAAAAGAGGAUCAGAUCUCUUUCUUUCCGUAACUUUUCUGUGACCGAUGCCUCGCUUGUCGACUUCCUGAUGGUGAUGAAUGGAGCCCCGCUCUCCUAUUUUCACGUGGAAGACGUCACGUUGACGGGCAUAGGGAGGUGGGAGAAAGCCAAUAAAACUGAUUACAAAAGCAUCGACGAGUUCUUCCUCCGAAAUGCUGUGGUGGUAGACGUCUACAAGUUUGUUUCAUUCCUCCAGCUGGGUUUUCUUCUGAAUUACCCCAGGAAGGUGUCCGUCAUAAACUGCGAGGUGUUUGUGAUGCCCUGCGAUACGUCCAAGCUGCUGGAGAACCUGCAGUACCUGGAUCUGUCUGACAAUCUGCUGACCGACCUGACCAUGGCAGAAUCGCUUUGUCAUGGAGCGCCAACGCUGAAAGAACUCAGAGUUUUAAACAUAAGUGGAAACCCUCUGAAGUCUUUGUCACUGAUUAGCCAUCUGGUGGCCAACCUCCUGAAGCUGACCCACUUGGACGUCAGCAGAACUCUCUACAGCUCAAUGCCCUCGGCUUGCUCCUGGCCCUCCCCUCUGAAAUACCUCAACAUCUCCAGAGCUAAGCUAACCACCACCACUUCCUGUCUACCAAGAUCGCUAGAGGUGCUGGAUCUGAGCUACAACGAUCUCACAGGUUUCUCCCUGGACUUGCCUUUACUGAGGGAACUGUACCUCUCUGGGAACAAGUUCCUAGGUUUACCCGCUGGACAAUCCUUUCCAAACCUACAAACGCUUACAAUGCAGUUCAACACCCUGAACAUGUUCGGCCUCCCAGAGCUUCAGUCUUUCCGGCGGCUUGAGAACCUCCAGGCUGGUUACAACAAGUUCAUCUGCACCUGCGACUUUGUUAACUUUCUCCAGUCACAACUAAAACAAAAAGGAAAUGUCAAGCUAACAGACAGAAAGGACGGCUAUGUCUGCGACUCCCCUCUCCACCUGAAGGGAGCGUUAGUGAGUCAGGUCCGUCUCUCGGUGGAGGUUUGCCACCGGGUUCUGUUUGUCUCUGUGAGCUGCGGCGUGGCCCUGUUAGUUGGGUUGCUGCUUUGUGCUCUGCUGUGGCGACUCCACGUCUUCUGGUACCUGAAGAUGACCUGGACCUGGCUCAAGGCAAAGCGAAGUUCCCGAAGACAAAGAAGAGCUGCAGACUCAGAAGCGCUGCUGGCCUUUGAUGCUUUUGUCUCCUACAGUGAGAGGGAUGCUGGCUGGGUAGAAAACUUCCUGAUACCUGAGCUGGAGGAGCCAAGUGAGGCUGGUUCCAGUGGUACCAGCUCUUCUGGGCCGUUGUCCUUGUGUCUCCACAAGCGAGACUUCCUUCCUGGACAACCGAUCAUGGACAACAUCAUGAGCGCCAUCGAACGCAGUCGUCGUACUAUCUUCGUCCUCUCCGAGAACUUCGUCCAGUCCGACUGGUGCCGCUAUGAACUGGACUUCUCCCACUUCUGGCUGUUUGAGGCCGGCGGAGACGCCGCCAUUUUGAUUCUGCUGGAGCCGCUGUCCAAGGACGACGUCCCCAAACGGUUCUGCAAACUGCGUAAACUCAUGAGCUCCACCACCUACCUGGAGUGGCCUGAAGAGGAGGAGAGGAGGCCGGAGUUCUGGAGGAGUCUCCGCAUCGCUCUGACCGGAGACAAUGACUGACAAAUAGAGCUUGAACAUCGAGGGGAAGGAAAAAUAUCAGAUGCACUGAGGACUUUCUCGUGUAACUUAACCAAAAUAUUCAUGAAAAACUUAACCAUUUGUGUAUUUUUGGGAAAGUGAAAUGUGCAACGCUGUUGGGCAUUCUGCUGGCUGGUGUUUGCAAAGCAACCAAACCACAAGUGGAUUUUAUUUUCCUUGGUUCCUAUUGGCUGAACCCCCAAGAGUGGAAAUAAAUAAGAUGUUGGAUUUUAGCUUGUGCAGUAGCUAACAUGACUUUCACUGUGCGUAUUUAUUCAUGCUGAGGGACAUUUGGUGUUUGAACUACUAAGAAAGACAUCUACACUCAGUUUUAGUGGGAAUAAAUGAUGUAAUUAAUGUUAAACUAUGAUCCAAGGUGAAUCACUGAACCAUAGAAACUGGAAAACAUACUAUAAAUAAUGCCUUGAAUAAGAUUAAUAACACAAUUAAAAGAUGCAUUGGGCAUAUUGAAAAAUAAAAAAACGUACAAAAGAACAAUGCUGAAACUAUUCUGCCAAUAAUAUCUUCUAAAGAGCAACUUGACUUGAUGACAAAUGCUUUUUAUUCAUAAUGAACAAUUAUAAAUUGUGGC